AUGGUUCUACUGACACGUGGUCUAACCUCACCCAUUGAAAGAAAUGAAUCUUCAGUGUCACCUUCUGAAGUCAAUCAAGAUGGCAGAAACUCUGUUUUGCCAGCUGUAAACUCCCAGUCUAUUAUUGACGACAAAAAUUCAACAAAAGAACAAGAAUCUGGGUCUCCAACUGGUGACUACUCUGGUACCGAUUCAGGUGACGAUUUCAAGCCCUCAUCUAGUUCGUCUUCAUCCUCAAAUAGUUCCUCCAGUUCAAGUAGUUCACCUAGUGAUAGUAGCUCUGAGAAUGAAGCUGUUGAUAACCAAGAGCCAACAUCAUCAAAAAAAGGGACCACUCGAAAUUGCAAGUCGGCGUAUCAAUACGAAUCGUCGGUACCCAAGACAAGGCCGAAGAAAGACUUAUGUGAUCAAUGCGUUGCAUAUGAAAAUGCACCAGCUCAAGAAAAAGAAAAAUUGUACGCCAGCUACAAGGUUCACCAAGAAGAAAAGAGCUUGAGUAGAAUUGAAAAAGAUAGGGACAUGAAAGAAUGUCAAGAUCCUCAAAGUACUAACAUCACUGAAACAUGGAAAGAGGCCAAAGCUAUAUUAGAACCGAAUAGAAAUAACUUACGUCGAGGUCGAGGCAACGUCACAAGCAUCAACGAGAUCCUGAUGAAACCAGCGUAUACCUCGAAGAUUGCUGUUACAGAACGCAAGAAGCGCGACUUGUUGAGUUUGGUAGAGACAAACAUAGUACCAAGAUACUAUGAACAGUUCUAUAGAGAUCUCAUUUAA
Molecule: messenger RNA, 774 nt
Organism: Helicoverpa zea (corn earworm)
Lineage: Eukaryota; Metazoa; Arthropoda; Insecta; Lepidoptera; Noctuidae
Exons: 4
Coding region: 1-774 (257 amino acids)
Source: RefSeq, a predicted model, not a curated record